AUGGACGCUAUCGUCUCACCAACUCUGUUCAAGCUUGUAAGCGCCGGCUACACUAUCAUGAACAAGGCCAAUUCCGCACUCGAAUAUCGCGCCCUCGAAUACGCAUUGUACUCCGUCAUGACUGUUCGGGGCACUGUAAGUGUGAUGAGAAUCUGGAAAGGCGCAAGGACUCCACCAGGAGUCGACCAUAACACAUGGAAGGCUAUCACUUGGCGCGUUCUUAACUGGCUUCAAAUUAGGCUUAAGACUAAUGCUGGUCUACGGAAAGAGCUGGAAGUUGCGAAGAAGCAACAGAAGGAGUACGAGAUGAAGGAGAAGGCGAGGUCUGAUCGAGCGCGUCGAACUACACAGGUCGACGAAAUUCCAGACUUUGCGACACCUGUGCGCGAAGAGCCUACACAGACACCAGAAGUGGUCCGCAAACUACAAGAGGCACUCAAGGACACGACUGAGCGCUUGAAACGCAGCAACGCGCUGGUCAAAGAGCUCCAGCAGUCUACGAGCAAGCCUGCGCACCCGAGUAGAAUGUCCACCUCGUCUCUCAACUCCUCAACUCCAAAGCGAGAUGCACUGGAGGAUAUGGGGCAUCAGCUUCGGGCGGCGCGGCAAGAGGCUGUAGAUGCCAAGAUGGAAGCUGCUUCCAAGGACGAGCAGCUACGCCUGGUGCGAGAAGAGGCCGAUGGCGCUAAAGCCAAAGUCGCUUCGCUACUGGCUUCCCAUGGUCAAGAGCCUCAGGCAGUACCGGGAGGGAUUGAGGCGGUUGAAGCACAAGUGGCAUCCCUGAAGUCCGAGCUGGAAGCUGCACGACAGGAAACACAGAUGGCUAACGUGGAACUCCUCUCAGUCAAGGAGCAAUUGGGCUGUGCGAACAACGCCAUUAAAACCGCUGGAUCUGGCUUGGCUCAGGUGAAAGAACUCGUGGCGAAAGUCCAAGAAGAGAAGGAAGAGGCUGAGGCCAACGCAGCUUCUCUAACCAUGCAGUUGACAGCGUCCCGAGAGGAAGAAGAAAAGGGCAGGGCCGAUGCAGCUUCGAUGGAGAAAGACUUCCACGAGGUGCGAUUACGACAUAGCAAGGAAGUCACCGCGCUCAAAGAGCAGGUCAAGGAGUGGGAAGGCAUUGCUGCGGAGGCGAAGCAGAUCAACGAUAAUGUGCAGACCGCGCUUAAUGAAGAGAAUGAGGAGCUCAAGAAGCAGCUGAAGGAGGAGGGUGCUCGUCGCGAGGCAUUGGAGAAGGAGGUCAAGAAGCUGAAGUCAGAGACUGACGGUGCGAAAGCUACAGAGAUGACUGUCACCGCGGCGACGUCGCUCACUCCAUCUGAGACGCAAAAGCCACCGAGCGCGAUCUCUUCCUACCAGCCUAUGGAUAAUCAGCCACGUCUCGUCCCCGUUGCCGGUCUCACAAGCCCAUCUACACCCAUUCCCAUCGCAUUAUCAGGCCCGACAACCACUCCCGAUACCUCGACACCAAAGGACCACAAAAAACUCACCGCAGACUGGAAUGCUAGGACGAUCACACUCCCUGCAUACAUUGAAGGCUUGGAUGCGUUGAAGCGGAAGUCUGAUGAUGAGGGCGAGACACCCAGACCGGUCAAGCAGCUUCGGCUUAGCGGCGAGAGUGCGGAGAUUCCAACAGGAAAUCUACUCACGCCUGGCGGUGGACCCGCAUUCAAAUUUGCCGUACAAGAACAGGUCCAAGUCCAAGAAGAACAGACAGAUGAUGAUGGUGACGCGUCUAUCGACUUAUUCUGGGAUUCUUUCGAGGGCGAUGCGGACAACUCAGGCACUUUCACAUAUGGCUUGGGCGACGAAGUUGGCGCGGAGGCAGCAGGUCUUCCCGAGCAAGACGCAGAUAACGCCGAGACAAACACUCAAGGCGAUAUCCUCGUCAUUGACGGCGAUACCAUCAUCGAUGAUAGCGACCACAGCAACGACGAUCUCUACGCCAUGCCUUCGCCGAGUCCAAACAAGCAGCCGCCGCAGGUCGUUAGCGAUGUCCCCGACAUCGAUGUCCCCGAUGUCGACAUCCCUGACAUCGAGCUGACUCCAGCUACCAAGCGGAAGAUUGGCAUUGAGGGCGAUGAGGAAGCGUCGGCAAAGCCAUCUCAGGUACCGAGGACGAAGGAGGACCUUGCUGAUGAGCAGACACUGGCUUUGGAGGACAUGACUCCAAUUGCCGUUACUCGCAAGCCUGCUAUCAUAUUGACGCCUGCUACGAAGCGGCUCUUGACAGAAGAUGACGGUGAGGAGCCGCCGAGGUCGUCACAGAUGCCAUCUAGAUCAGCACAGUUGCUACUGAGGUCAUCGAAGACGCCGAGGACGACGGUUGACCUUGGUGAUGAGGAGACUCCGACUUUGGACGAGAUGACGGAGAACGUUGUGAGCGCGUCUCGCGAAGGAGACGAGGCGACUGAAGUCCGCGGUCCACCCGAAGUUCCAGCCCACAAGCAUGAUGCUCCACCGGCAGCCCAUCCCGCGUCGACUGAGGAAGCGGAGCCGAACAACAUCCCUACCAUGGGCAACACCGACGCAACAAACGUCGUCAACACCGCCGGCGCCAUGAACCUUGCACCAACCCAAGUACCCAAUAACAGCACUCUUUUACCCGAACCCGUCGCAAGUCCCGGUAGGAGAACGCGCAAUGCCGGCAAGCCUGUAGGGUCUCUCAACGAGAACGUGUUGAGUAAGAUGUCUGCGUCGCCGAUGAAGGGUGAGAAAGAGAUAGAUGCGGAGAAGGCGAAGGGACAGGGCAAGUCGCCGGUGAAGACAAGGGCGAAAUCGCCGACAAAGACAGCAGCGAAGGCCCCAGCGAAGGCGCCGGCAAAGGCACCGGAGAGAUCGCGAAUCUUAGCUUCAAGCAAGGUCGAUGAGAAGCAGGAGAACGGAAAUGAGAACGGAGAAUGA
This is a messenger RNA of Alternaria viburni, 2901 nucleotides long. RefSeq lists its product as uncharacterized. The coding region runs from base 1 to 2901 and encodes 966 amino acids. The transcript has 2 exons. Lineage: Eukaryota; Fungi; Ascomycota; Dothideomycetes; Pleosporales; Pleosporaceae. The record is from RefSeq and is a predicted model, not a curated record.